AUGGACCAGGCUGACCUAGGCAAGAAAGCACUGGCGGCAAGCAACUAUGAAGAGGCGAUCACAUACUACACAAAAGCCCUCGUCCAGUCACCCACAUCGCCCCUCUAUCUCAUCCAACGCUCCACCGCCUACCAACGCCACAAGAACUACCCUUCAGCCCUCGCAGAUGCCAACCGUGCAGUACUCGAGGCCCGUAAGCGAGCGAAGCGUGAACAGAUCAUCGAAGCGCAGUUCCGGCGAGGGGUGGCGUUGUACAGCCUUGAGAAGUAUGGGGAUGCGGAGUUCGUGCUCGGAGUGGUCAAGAGGAUGGAUGAGAAGUUCAAGGGCUUGGAGAUGUGGAUUAACAAGUGUAAGAUGACUUUGGCGAAGGAAGGGUUGGAGGAGAGCAAGAAGCAGUGUACGAUUGAGGAGGUACCUGAGGUGGAGGAGAGUGGGAAGGCCGGAGAGGUGAAGUUCGGUAUAGAGGCAAAGACGCAGACAGCUGCGAAUGGUGUGGCCAGUACGGAAGCUGCUACUACGCCUUCGCAGCCUCAACAGACGUCAGCCGACAAGAUCCGGCACGAUUGGUACCAGAACAAUCAGAACGUCUACUUUACAUUACUGGCCAAAGGAGUACCGAAGGACAAAGCCCAGAUUGACAUUACAGCUCGGUCACUAAGCAUCAGCUUCCCUCUUGCCACCGGCUCGUCCUACGACUACACGCUUGAGCCUCUCUUUGACGAUAUCGACCCAGAACAGUCUACUUCCCGUGUCUUAUCGACCAAAAUUGAGAUCACCUUGGUAAAGAAGACCCAAGGCUUGAAGUGGAGGGCCCUCGAAUCCGACACCCCAGUCGACGACAAGACAACCUCCACAUCCACAACAGACGCAACAGCCAAAGCAGCCGCCCUCAACGGACCCGUCUAUCCCACCUCCUCCAAGUCCGGCCCAAAGAACUGGGACAAAGUCACAGCCGACGCCACCGCCGCCCUGCACAACCCAGACGCCAAAGCCGGCUCGUUAGAAAACGACGACGAUUACGAAGGCGGAGACGAAGCGAAUCAUUUUUUUAAGAAGCUCUUCAAGGAUGCUAGUCCCGAGGUUAGGAGAGCGAUGACGAAGUCCUAUCAGGAGAGUAAUGGGACGGCUUUGAGUACGAAUUGGGAGGAGGUGUCGAAGGGUAAGGUGGAGACGAGUCCGCCGGAUGGAAUGGAGGCGAAGCAGUGGGGUUAA
Messenger RNA from Recurvomyces mirabilis, 1212 nucleotides. RefSeq names its product Cochaperone protein (gene SGT1). The coding region runs from base 1 to 1212 and encodes 403 amino acids. Lineage: Eukaryota; Fungi; Ascomycota; Dothideomycetes; Mycosphaerellales; Teratosphaeriaceae. Gene Ontology annotation, molecular function: protein-folding chaperone binding. The transcript has a single exon. The record is from RefSeq and is a predicted model, not a curated record.